Galendromus occidentalis (western predatory mite) is the source of this 2946-nucleotide messenger RNA. RefSeq lists its product as uncharacterized. The transcript has 6 exons. Lineage: Eukaryota; Metazoa; Arthropoda; Arachnida; Mesostigmata; Phytoseiidae. The record is from RefSeq and is a predicted model, not a curated record. The coding region runs from base 1 to 2463 and encodes 820 amino acids. Gene Ontology annotation, molecular function: Wnt-protein binding. Gene Ontology annotation, biological process: non-canonical Wnt signaling pathway; canonical Wnt signaling pathway.
AUGAUUCGCUCUAAAGGAGUGUGUGGAGUGCUCAUUCUUCUGACGCUUAAUUUUGGUGCCUGCUAUGGAUUCGCCUUUUCGUUCGGACGCCAUCCUGGGCCUGGAGAGUGGUCCCAGUUCAAUACGGCGUCGAUGGAUAUGCCACACGCAGUGGCGUCGCGCGGAUCACCCUUCUCGACGUCGUGCGUUCCGAUCCCACACAACAUGUCGCUGUGCCACGGCCUGGAAUAUCAACGGAUGAGAUUGCCGAACCUUCUGGACCACGACACGAUCGAUGAAGUUCUCGAGCAGAGUGCUUCGUGGGUCCAUCUGAAAAAACUUAGGUGCCAUGCCGACACGCAGAAGUUCCUCUGUUCGUUGUUCGCACCCGUCUGUCUGGAAACGCCGAUCUAUCCGUGUAGGAGCUUAUGCGAAGCCGUGCGCACGUCAUGCGAAAGUGCCAUGCUCAAGUUCGGUUAUCCUUGGCCCGAGAUGGUGAAUUGUGACAAGUUUCCCGAAGGCGAUAUGUGCGUUACCGCCGGAAGCAAGGACGAUGGAGAGUCGGCAGUCUGCAGGGCGUGCUCACAGCCCGCAAACUCCGAAAGUUUGCUGGACAACUAUUGCCGUGCAGACUUCGUGAUCCGUGCGCGCGCCCGGCGGGCGAAGGACGGUACUGUUCUCCGGACAAAAAUGAGCCGUAUCUUCAAAGUGACAGAGACGAUCAUUUCGAAGAAAGAUCUCAGAAGUCCCGAGUUUAGGAAUGCGAACAUGACGCAAUGCUGCUCCGGACUCGACCGGAAAAUCGCCAAGAAAAAUCCACAUCUCCUCUUAAUGGGAACGCGCGACGGCGACGGAAACUUAGUUCCAACAUUCAUCAUGGAGUGGAAGCGAGGUUCCGACGCAUUCAAGAAAGCGAUCAAGAAAAUGCAGAAGAUAAACUGCGCUCAUCCAGCCGUUGUCGGAAACAACCCGAUCGACCCAGUGACCGGCAGGAAAACCGAGUCCGCUCGGAGGGAUCGACAGCCCGACUCGAACGGCGGUAGCCAGGAGAGCGACGACGAGGACUCGAUGGAAGUUAAAAAAGAGCAGCCGAAGAUACAGUUCGAUCUGUCGGAAAACUUCAGACGCGAGAUGGAACUGCAUAACAUCGCUGCGCAGCAAGAGAAGGCUCGGGAGGAGGAAUUGGCCCGCAGGGAGAAACGUCGCAAGGAUCGCCGUCGUAAACUCGAACGCAGAAAGCCAGAAACCCCCAGAACCGACGAGGACGCCGAAGAAGUGAGCUCCGAGCCGAAAACAAGAACUCUGCCCCCGAAGAGAAAACCGACAUCCACAACAACCGAAGACGCGGCGGAGGACGUCCGCGAGGCCGCGACUGAAGCAUCGCACCCAAGAGGAGGUCAGCCCUUCCAUGACCUGACCUAUCAUAAAACAGGAAACGGUGAACUGGAGAUGGUAGUGGAGCCCCCUGCGGAAAACACCGACGAGAUAAAGAUCGAGAAGAAGAUCGACCUCCCUCUCGAGCAUCACGGCUCGCAUCGCUCGGAGGGGCAUCGUGAGUCUCCACGACACCACGACGCGCAUCUCCCGGGCCUGAAGUCGCACGGCGAUGCUCAUCCGAGUGACCACCAUCAACAGAAACAUCACAUCGAAGCUCACGAGGAUCACGCAGUCGCACGGCACGAUCAUCCAACUAACCACAAGGAGCAUCACUCGACAGCUCAGGAAGGAGGUCCGACCACACAUCAAGAGCAUCCGAACAAAGAAGUUCCGCUGCACCGUGAAGACGACCCAUCGGCGAAGGUUCAUCACCACCACCAUCAUCACCAUCACAUCGAGGAAACGGCCGAGAUUGCGACGACCACAGAAUCCGCGGCGACUGAAAUUCCCAUGCGACCGGGCGAUGGAGAAGAUGCCACCGCGGACGACUCCAUCGCCAUUCCCAGUAAAGACGAAAUUCUCAAACUCGCCGGAGAGGAUCCUUCACAUCAUAAAGCCCACCACACCCACCACCAACGGCAGCAACACGCCACCGUGAGGGUUAUCGAGGAUGACGACCUGGUCACCACGGAGGACGUGAGAAAACCUCACGAGAUCCGACAUGAAGAACAUUCCAAAACUCACAGGGAGUACCAUCAUGAAGUCAAAGCUCCUGCUUCCGCGACACCCGAGGAGGAAAUGUCGACGAUGCCCCCAGUAAAAGAGGAAUUCAUCACGGUGCUGCCUGUCAUUCCGGAUGAAAUGAAGGGCGAAGCUGAGGGCGACGCGACGGAAACUGAUGACUUGACAACGAGCACUACCGAAGCCGUCAGAACUCUCCCAACAACGCUGACGACGACAACGACCACCACGACGACGAUUGAGACAGCAUCAGAGCCCCCGACCUCGGUACCGCGUCGUGGACGCAAGAGGAAGAAUGGUCGCAGGAGACAUCACAAGAAAAAGAAGAAGGAAUACGACGUUGAAGGUGUACCCCAAGACGAAUGAACAUCCGCACCUUCUGCCGGGCAGCAGCGUCUCCGAUGAAACGAGCAAGGAAAAAGGGCUGAUGUGUUGUAACGUGUUGUAAAUAAGUAUUGCCGUACUCGUCAUUGGGUCGUGUACAGUUAUGCGGCGAGCGGGAAUCCCGAAUGAAUUGUUGUUGCCAAAGUGAAGGGCUCGCUCUUCGUGCCGAAAUGGCGUCUCGGUCUUUGGAUUCGCCGCUGGUCGCACCUCCAAAACUUUAUUCCAAUGAACUCUCAGACAUCAAUUCGAAAGUUGCAUAUCACAGCGCGUUCGUCCGAGGCAUCCUCGAGCUUCCGCGAUAACAUCCGACGGAGAACGCUUGAAUUUACACUUCAACGGCGCUGAGCACACAAAGCUGUCUGAAUGGAGCAGAACGAAGACGAGAUGUAAAAUUAAAUGAAAUACAGCUGGGCGGUAGUCGUCCAGUGAAUUCCGGACGGUCGUGGCCUAUCUGAAUAGACCGAA